Vespula vulgaris is the source of this 942-nucleotide messenger RNA. RefSeq names its product multifunctional methyltransferase subunit TRM112-like protein (gene Trmt112). The coding region runs from base 163 to 537 and encodes 124 amino acids. Gene Ontology annotation, biological process: rRNA (guanine-N7)-methylation; tRNA methylation; peptidyl-glutamine methylation. The record is from RefSeq and is a predicted model, not a curated record. Gene Ontology annotation, molecular function: protein heterodimerization activity. The transcript has 3 exons. Lineage: Eukaryota; Metazoa; Arthropoda; Insecta; Hymenoptera; Vespidae.
UGUAAAGAAAGUAAAUUAAAAGAAACAUGAAAAUAUAUAGGUGACAUACGAUGCUUACGCUUCCAACAUUCCGCGCUGGAACGCUUGCGCGCGCAUUGUAUUGUUAGUUCUGAACGAAUAUUUGUAUACUGUAAUUACAACGAUUUUUAAUUUAAAAGAAAAAUGAAACUGUUAACACAUAAUAUGUUAACUUCGAAAUGCUUAAAAGGCGUUACUGUAGGUUAUCCUUUAGGGAUCAUCGCAAAAGAUAUCAAAGUAUCGGAAGUAGACUUCAAUUCAGAAUUUAUAGCAAGGAUCAUACCAAAAUUGGACUGGACAACCUUGUGGAAAGCUGCAGAAAGUAUUGGACAUGUUGGUGAACUUCCUCAAAACUUAAUAGAAGAUUAUGAGAAAAAUGAAGACUUUUUAAAAAAGGUACACCAUGUGCUAUUAGAAGUAGAAGUUAUAAAUGGAGAUUUACUGUGUCCAGAAUCAGGUAGAAAAUUUCCUAUUAAUGAUGGGAUACCUAACAUGCUUUUAAAUGAAGAUGAAGUCUAAAUUUUAUAAGAAAAUUUAUUAGUCAUAAAAUCAUACAUUAAUACAUGUAUAAAAUUCUUGUAUAUUAUCAUUAAUACUGAUAUUUGCCAAUAGAAUAUAAUCUUUAUGUAUUCAAAUGUUAUAAUUAAGGACAUGUAGCAUAGAGUUCUGUAUAGAGUAUUGUGUUUUACAUUCUUAUAAUUUAAUUCUUUUUCAUUUUCUAUAAUUAUAAAUUAUAAAUGUAGAUAAUACUUUUUAUAUUGUUUUAAGAUUAUGAUAUAAAAAGAUACAUUUUAAUAGAACAUGUACAACUGGAACAAUUACAGUUUUGACUAAAUUUAUUAGAGAUAAUAAACAAGUUCAAUUGUUUUAUUGCACAGAUAUGUAUAGAUACAACGAAAUACAAUUUUGUUUUAUCACUUGCAA